AUGCCCGCCCAACAGGCCCAACCAUCACAUUCUCCUCAACAACAACAUCAGCAACCACAAGCGUAUAGCAACGAGCAAGCGCAGCAACCGCAAGCCACAGAGCUCAGCGUUAUAUUAUGCACAGCUGGAUAUGACCACUCUAUCCGGUUCUGGGAGGCAUGGAGCGGGAUUUGCUACAGGCAAAUAACCUUGCAGCCACAAUGGAAACAAGUCAACCGCUUAGCUAUCUCACCCGACAAGAAGUUCCUCGCUGCAGCCACAAAUCAGUCCGUCCGGAUAUGGGACAUACCGAGCAUGUCAAAUACACCAAUAUCAGCCCUCGAAGGACACACAGGGAACGUCACGGCGCUGGCAUACUCGGCGCAGGGGAAAUGGAUAGUCACAGGAAGCGAGGACUCGACCGUCAGAGUAUGGGAUACAAAAAGUGGAGGGGUCCAGCUCAAGUACGAGCACGAUGCGCCGGUCAAUGAUGUCGUUAUUCACCCAAAUCAGGGCGAGCUGAUCAGCUGCGACCAGGCGGGGAGUGUCAAAAUAUGGGAUCUGGCGGAGAAUACUUGUACGCAUGAGCUGGUCCCAGACGAAGAUGUAGCGAUUCGGAGCGUCUCUAUCUCCUCUGACGGCUCUACUCUUGUCGCCGGAAACGACCUCGGAAUGUGUUACGUCUGGAAGAUCAGCUCGGAUGGAGAAUCCUCAGGACUUCACCCGGUCACCAGUUUCCAAGCACAUCCAAAGUAUAUCACUCGAUGCCUAAUGAGCCCAGAUACAAAACAACUCGCUACAUGCUCGGCGGAUCAAACGAUAAAAGUCUGGUCAACGGCGAAUUACGAGUUCACACUCCAAAAGACACUAGGAGGACACCAACGCUGGGUGUGGGAUGCUGCAUUCAGUGCAGAUUCAGCAUACUUGGUGACCGCAUCAUCAGACCACGCAGCACGGUUAUGGGAUCUGGCGACUGGAGAGACGGUACGGCAAUAUGAUGGCCAUCAUCGCGCGGCGGUGUGCUGCGCCCUGAAUGAUAUCAAUUUGGCGUGA
Molecule: messenger RNA, 1032 nt
Organism: Dioszegia hungarica
Lineage: Eukaryota; Fungi; Basidiomycota; Tremellomycetes; Tremellales; Bulleribasidiaceae
Product: WD40-repeat-containing domain protein
Exons: 7
Coding region: 1-1032 (343 amino acids)
Biological process (GO): TOR signaling; regulation of actin cytoskeleton organization
Cellular component (GO): TORC1 complex; TORC2 complex
Molecular function (GO): protein binding
Source: RefSeq, a predicted model, not a curated record